Molecule: messenger RNA, 1750 nt
Organism: Daldinia vernicosa
Lineage: Eukaryota; Fungi; Ascomycota; Sordariomycetes; Xylariales; Hypoxylaceae
Exons: 2
Coding region: 134-1750 (538 amino acids)
Source: RefSeq, a predicted model, not a curated record
GGGGCGUCGGUUAGGUAGAUAGCCAUUUUACUUAAACAUGUCCAUGGCUCUCAUCAUCUCUCUGCCAGCCAUCCCAAAAGAAUCUUACUAGCAACAUUUACUCGAAACCUUCCUUACCAGGCUUAGAAAUAUCAUGAGUUCCGGUACCACCGAGUCAAUAGUCCCUGACGGGACUCAACGAGAGGAGCUUCGCCAGAGGUUCGAAAGGGAACCCGUACCCUCUGGAGUGCGUAGAACGUAUUACGGUAGGUAUAGCCCACCAUUCGCCGCCGAUAUGCCACCAAACUACGGAUACGCAUCUCCCGCACCGCCUCCCCCAUACACUCCACCUCCACCAUACACUGGGCCUCUGUACCCUUAUCAGGCGAACCAUACUCAAACAGCACCGCCGGCUAGACCAUACUAUCCUAACGUUAGCUCGAGCCGACAACCUUACCCGGAUCCGCCUCCAGGAUACCACAGUCCGAGAACUCGCCCAACUUGGCCUCAACUAUCAGCACCUCCCAGGGCGCCAAAUGCGCCCCCAGCUCCAGUAGUUCGAUCUCCCAGGAUAGCAAUAACCCCUCAACACUCUGGUUCCGCGGACCCUAACCCGUUUAUGUACCUUCAGCACCACACCUCCGGCAGCCCAUUCGCUACCAACUAUCCCGCUACGCCGGUGGACGGGCACCGACGCAUCGAACCUCCGGCUCCGGCGAACCUAGACAAGCGGCCCGAGACGAUUUCGUUCUGGACAGAGCAAGAGCUCUACCGGUGGAUGGCCGACACAUUCAGGCCCCUUGUAGGCAUCGUAGGACGAAUCGUCCGGGACCAGCUGUACCUUCAAGAGCAGCCCAAGGUCAAAUUCGACAUGUACCCGGUACGAGCCGACGACGCCACCGGCGUGCCUUUGAUGGUACCACAGUCCAUGUCGCGCGCGCCCAUGUUCCAAAUCACGCUGCCGGCUCCCGGCGGCACCAGGGCCGAUCUAAAGAAGGUGCGGGAUGCUCUACACGACGAGUUCGCGACGCACGCCAACGCCUGGCACCGACAGGCCGGGUUCGUGUUCCGGAUCCCGCGGCGGCUGCGGGUAGGACUUUCAGCCGGGGCGAGGAGGUCGUGGGUUCCGCCGUCGUGCGUCUAUAGAUACUCGCGCACCGAGAGGCGCUACGUAGCGCAGUAUAUCUCGCCGGUCCGGGACGAUCUUCGGGAGCUCGAUGCGGCUUUUGUUCAUGGCGAUGAUAGCGACGAUGAUCAGGACGCGCUGGUGAAUGAGAUGUGGAGGGAUGUGCGGAACCGGAGCUACGUUGGGUAUUACCAGGAUACUAACCCCUCUCCCCUGAAGGUCUGCGAACUGAAACGGGACCACGAGUCUGGUUUGACUUCGGAAUCAUGCGACGUUGUGGAGACACAUGGAUGGAGUAACUUCAAAGUUCCUCGUCUUUGCUCGCUUUGUCAUGGCAAGAAGGUUAGCCUCGACAGCCGAAUUAGCAAGGCAAAGUCACUGAUAGCAGACUUAAAGAAGCAACUAAGUGAAAGCUACGGCCAGUGUGUGUUGCAUAUGGACGAGGCUGGGUUAGAUUCUGAGAAGAAGCAGGAAACUACGCCGGUAGUAUCAAAGAAGGCGACCAUAGUGGAGUCGGAUAUUGUUGACGAUACCUCUGAUGAAGCAAUGGAGAAAAUCGACCCUGUCGAGGAGUUCCUCAGAAAGAAGAAACAGGAGAGUUACGCUCAUCUCAUGAUGAUCUCGGAUUAUAACUAUUUAGGCUAG